Messenger RNA from Callorhinchus milii (elephant shark), 2689 nucleotides. RefSeq names its product thrombopoietin receptor. NCBI's taxonomy places the organism in Eukaryota, Metazoa, Chordata, Chondrichthyes, Chimaeriformes, Callorhinchidae. Bases 1 to 1464 code for a protein of 487 amino acids. Gene Ontology annotation, biological process: immunoglobulin mediated immune response; cytokine-mediated signaling pathway. Gene Ontology annotation, molecular function: cytokine receptor activity; protein binding. The record is from RefSeq and is a predicted model, not a curated record. The transcript has 8 exons. Gene Ontology annotation, cellular component: external side of plasma membrane.
AUGUCAUUUGAUGGGUUCUGGAGUCCCUGGUCAGACACAGUAUCAGCUGUAACUCCCUAUUCUUCAGGUGAAAUAAAUCUCCGCUGUUCGACCGCUGACCUCCAAAGCAUAACCUGUCAAUGGAAAGUGAACAAAACUGAGGCUGAUACUCUGUAUAGUCUGUACUACCAGACAAGUAGAGAGUUGGUUUGGAAGAUUUGCGGCAAUCAAAGAAACUCUACCAUUGGUUAUACUAUCAUCUACCGCUGUACGUUUGCGACCUCUGACGUUAAUGAGACUUCUAUCAUCGUUAAUGCAUCCAACCCAUAUUACACACAGACAUUUUACGAAGAGCAUUUCAGGACUGAUAAUGUUGUUCGGCCAGAUGCCCCGAGAAUUGUGAAAACUGUCAGCACAGUUGGUGGGAAACUGCGUCUCAUUUGGGAGCCACCAAUCACCAAACUGUUGGGUCAUAUGAUUUAUCAGAUCAGGUAUUCUGAACAGAACGGCACAAGCUGGAAGACUCUACUUAUCCAGAAGCAAUUGCAAAGUGAGAUGCUUGACCUUCCCCACAGUAAAACCUAUUACAUGCAGCUCAGAACCAAACCAAAUGGAAUUAAGUACAAAGGCUUUUGGAGCAGCUGGUCAGAUACUUUCACAGCAACAAUUCCAGGCCCUAUGGGUGUGACUACUGUGGCCCUUAUUACUGGAUCUGUACUUCUGCUGGUGAUAGCACUAAUUAUGCCACGUCUCAUCUUUCCAAACGCCUACAGUAAUGUGAAGAAAAAACUAUGGCCACAGAUUCCAAACCUGGAUAGGCUGCUGGAAGGAUAUCUCAGUGAUUUUCAGAAAUAUCCCCAACCCGCUUGUGACAAGCAUGCCGAUGAUGAGCUACUCCCUUCGGUUCUGGAAAUUAUUUCAGAACGAAAGGGAAGGAAUAGUGCAAGAUGUGUGGAAAAGCAAGAGGAGGUUUGUCAGACUGACCACCUCAGUGCAUCCUCCAUUAUCCGGCAACAUCGAGCAUCAGUGACUGACGGGACGCUACACGGCGAAACUAAGAGUUCCAGCAACUCCAGUCAGAAUUAUAUUCUUUUGGAUCUGCAAGGUUCAUUGCCUUUUCUUCAGGAAGAUAUUGAUUUUGAUAAGAAAGACAAAUCCAGUUCUUUCCAGGAAUCUCAGUCUCUGCAGUGGCUGCACAACCCUAACUCUAAGAAUCAGAACAAAACCAUCCAAAAGGACAUUCACUGGAUCAAACCGCCCCCCUUCUCAGUGCAAUCAAUCAAUUCCAUCGGCACCAAACAACAAUCCCUAACACCACUGGUCUGUUAUGAUGAUAUGUUCACUUUCUUUGGUCAUUUCCGUUUCCCGGUGUCGGUUGAUUAUCGAUCAAUGAGUGCAAUGGACAUUUCAAACCAUUCAUAUCUCAUGGCUUCAGACUUCAAACCAGGUAUUUUCUCAUUACGGAGCUCAUUGGCCAAAGAAUAAAAAAAGCAUCCGGAAAAGUCGAAAGUAAUAAUACAAGCAUCAUACAAGCAUCGCGCACUGCGACAGCAAACAAAUCACCAAAAUUACUGAUUUACUGAUUUGGGUGAUUGAAAAGGGUUAUGAACCUUAAUUUUUAUUUUUUUACUUGGAAUGCUUAGCUUAGCUUCUCCUCCCUCGGUGUGGAAAGAUUUUUUUAAAAAAAGUAGUGACUUCUUAAUAUUUUUCAUCAACUGAAGAAUAAAUCACCACAGUGGUGUGGCAUAUGUGCAACAUAUAUGAAUGACUCCAACGAUGAUACGCCAUUAAAUAAAGCGAGUCAGUCAGGUUUGUUUAUACUACAUUCUUCUGUUUGUGUACAUGUAACACAACAUAGAUCUCAGUAGAACAUAUGGAUACACUUGCUAUAAUACUUCCACUUUGAUGACUUGGGUGAAGUUUGGGAUUGAAUGCUAAAGCAUUUCCUGUGUAGCUUUCACUGAGCAGCGUUGUUGUUGACAUCAGUGGAGAGGCUGACUGGAGGAAACCUGAAAUGGAGCGGAAUUUAAAUGAUCAAAUCAUCUCCAAUUCGAUCAAAUUGUCUCCAUUUGAUUUCUAAGAAGUGGCAAAUUGGAUAUUUUUAAAACUGUGGGAAUGCGGAGGACGAUGCAGUGAUCUUAGACUGAUGACCCAAAAUGUUCUCUCUGCUGAGUGGAUCGCAUAUGAAACAUGUUUGGGAACUCUCAACCAUGGUUUUAGUGGGCGUACCUCACAUCACAAAACUACACAAAAUUCAUCACAAGUUGAUACUAAAUUGUCAUCUCACUCGGAGACCCAAAGGAUGGCUGGCAGAGAAUCUAGAAAUACCAUUCAAUCUUUGAAGAAUUCAUGAAUUCUCCACCCUAAAAUGAUUACACAUCAUAUUUCUCUCAUAAACUGAUACAGUUGAUUCUGCAAUACUUCAACUGCUGAAAUAUUAUUUUAUAACACGGUUAUAUAAAUGACUUGUUUGAAUUACAAUCAAUAGAAUUUCAAUUUGUUACUUUCCUUCUCUUAUGAUAUUUAUUUAAGGCAUUCUAAUAGACUCAAUUAUAUGUGGCAUUAACCAAUUAAAUACCGUUCUGCAUUUAUACUUUGUUAAAGCUUGGAUUGAUUCUAAUGCAUUUAAAGUGUCCUGUCCCGGAGCUCUGUAUUGUGCUGCUCUGAGCUCCCCUGCUUAAAUAAUUGAAUAAAGUAACAAUGAAACCGA